CUUUUCUUGUUUCUGCCUGUCUUUUUGACUUGCCAUCUUCUGAACACUGCCUGCAACUCAUCAAGAUGUCCAAAACAUACUCUCCCGAAGAGGCGGAAGCCCUUGUCCAUAGCCACGACCCCGAACAUCCCGCCAACCUGAUCUGUGACUUGUGCCGAGAAUUCUACAAGCUUGGAUGGGUUACUGGUACUGGUGGUGGCAUCAGCAUCCGAAAAGACGAACUUGUCUACCUCGCCCCGUCUGGUGUGCAAAAGGAACGAAUCAAGCCUGAGCAUGUCUUUGUCCUUCCUUUCGCUCAGUCGUCAGUACCCAAGCCUGGAUCUAAGCGAGACUUCAUCAGAGUACCCGCCAAAAAGGGACUCAACGAGUCGCAAUGCACUCCUCUUUUCUGGAACGCCUUUACAUUGCGAGAGGCCGGAGCCUGUAUCCACACCCACUCUCAACACGCCGUGCUUCUCACUCUUCUCUUACCUCGCAACGCUCCCAGCUUCCGAAUCUCUCACCAGGAAAUGAUCAAGGGCGUUCGUCUUGGAGGGAACGGCAAGACGCUCAAGUUCUAUGAGACUUUGGAAGUCCCCAUCAUCGACAAUACUGCUCAGGAAGAAGACCUGACAGAGAGCAUGGCCGCUGUAAGUGCAACGAUCAGUCCCCGUCUCCAGCUCGCUCAUGUGAUUGUCAAUAGGCUAUGGAAAAGUACCCCAAUGCCCCCGCCAUUCUCGUGAGGAGACACGGUGUCUACGUCUGGGGCAACACCUGGGAGCAGGCCAAGACCCAGGCCGAGUGUCUCGACUAUCUGUUUGAAAUUGCUUGCAAGAUGCUGCAGAACAACCUGCCACUCGAGGGCGACGAAUAGAAAAGAGUACAAUGUUUCAAUAAGAGGGUCAUGCAAGCGCUGUCUCACAACAUAUUUACUCCAACAUGGCCAACACACUGGCUCAC
This is a messenger RNA of Cryptococcus amylolentus CBS 6039, 939 nucleotides long. Its product is annotated as methylthioribulose-1-phosphate dehydratase, variant. Gene Ontology annotation, molecular function: methylthioribulose 1-phosphate dehydratase activity; metal ion binding. Bases 66 to 722 code for a protein of 218 amino acids. The record is from RefSeq and is a predicted model, not a curated record. Lineage: Eukaryota; Fungi; Basidiomycota; Tremellomycetes; Tremellales; Cryptococcaceae. Gene Ontology annotation, cellular component: cytoplasm. The transcript has 7 exons.